This is a messenger RNA of Gastrolobium bilobum, 1488 nucleotides long. RefSeq lists its product as uncharacterized. The record is from RefSeq and is a predicted model, not a curated record. The transcript has 10 exons. Bases 107 to 1147 code for a protein of 346 amino acids. NCBI's taxonomy places the organism in Eukaryota, Viridiplantae, Streptophyta, Magnoliopsida, Fabales, Fabaceae.
AAGCAAACACCAAAAGACUUUGAUAUUAUAACUUCAGCUGGGCUUAAAGAGGUUAUGAGAAUAUUUUCAUGGUGUGAGAUAGUUGGCAAACGUUUCCCUAUAUGUCAUGUUCACAUGGAUGGUACCAUUGUUGAGGUUGAUGCUUGAUCCAUAUGCUAAAAUUACAUACGAUUACAUGGGAGGAAUAGAAGAUAUUAGAAAAGCUAAAGUGCGAACUGUAAUUCCCGCAGAUACUUCAUUUCAGGAAGAUUGUGCUCGCAUUCUUCGUGCAGUUAGAAUUGCUGCUCGCUUAGGAUUUAAUAUUUCAAAGGAAACAGCUCAUUUUGUUAAAAAACUGUCUUCUUCAGUGUUAAGACUUGAUGAGGGUAGGCUCCUGAUGGAAAUGAAUUAUAUGCUAGCUUACGGUUCUGGUGAAGCUUCUUUGAGGCUAUUAUGGAAAUUUGGACUUCUAGAUAUACUUCUUCCCUUUCAGGCUGCAUAUUUUGCUCGCAGUGGAUUUCAAAGACGGGACAAAAGAACCAAUAUGCUUCUGUCUUUCUUCUCCAAUUUGGAUAAGCUUUUGGCACCUAAUCGUCCAUGUCAUAGUAGCUUAUGGUUUGGUAUCCUAGCAUUGCAUAAAACUUUGAGUGAUCAAGCAAGGGACCCCUUGGUGGUUGCUGCAUAUAGCCUUGCAGUCCAUAAUGGUGGAAAUUUGUGGGAAGCGGUAAACAUAGCAGGGAUGAUCAACAAACCACAUGAUGUUAGAUUUCCUGAAUUAUUAGAUACUGCAGGUCUGGAUGCAGAGGCAUUGAAAGCUGAGAUUCUAAAUCUUGCAGAGUCUGUUAGAGGGACACUGUUGCAGAUGACAAAUGAGUAUUUUGUUUCUCAGGCUAUGACUGACUAUCCUCAAGCCCCUCAUUCAGAUCUGGUAUUCAUCCCAUUAGGAUUAUACCUACAAACAUUCAGCAUUUUCGAAUGCGUAAAAGUAAGUGCUGAUAAGAAAUUUUUGUCAAAGCAAGACAGAAAAGUUGAUUACGAGUCCUUAGCUCAUGGUAAGCUGCAAGAGAUACGACAUGUUUUUGCAAGGAUUGUAUUUGAUACCGUAUACCCACUUCACCUAGAUCAAGAUCAGUCAUUAAAGAGUAACUGGAUUUCACAGGGAGACUAGUUUGAAGUCUUUAUUUGAAUUCACGUGAGAAAAAUGAUGCUGAAAUCCGCAUUCUCUCAAGUGGAAUAAUCUGAUAAAAAUUGGAAUAGUUUGGUGAAAGGUCUAAUUCCUUCUCUCCGGGCCUUUCAUGAUAUACUUCUUCUUUUUGGGUUUGGUGGUGGUGGGGAGUUUGUACUGUUACGCAUUUUUGUUAAAGAAUAGGUUUUUGUUGAGGGGGCGAGUUCUGCCUCUGUAUAAAGAAUAAUUCUUUCAUCAAUAUCUAGUUAGCUUAAUCUCAUGGUAUGCUGAUAACGGUCAUCUGCUAAGCCUAACGUUAAAUGUUAUGUAUGUAGCAAUUUCAA